Messenger RNA from Acipenser ruthenus (sterlet), 4961 nucleotides. RefSeq names its product polypeptide N-acetylgalactosaminyltransferase 12-like. Gene Ontology annotation, cellular component: Golgi apparatus. The coding region runs from base 709 to 2478 and encodes 589 amino acids. NCBI's taxonomy places the organism in Eukaryota, Metazoa, Chordata, Actinopteri, Acipenseriformes, Acipenseridae. The record is from RefSeq and is a predicted model, not a curated record. The transcript has 10 exons.
AUGCAGUCAGGAAUUACCAUCAAACUUGUAGUUUGUUUGUUAGGAAAGUACACGUGAACGCAAAACAUCUCUGUUGUAUAAAAUCCAUGAUGAACACCAAACAGAAAACAACCGUCGCCGUUUGGAAAUGUGUUUUCAACAUGUGUUGCCAUGCAGCUCUUACAGACGAAAAAAAAACUAUGUAAAAAAUUAAAUUAAAUUAAAAAAAGUAAUCUUUAUUUUGACUGUUCUGUCAGUCAGUUGAUUACGUGGAGUGUCAGUUUACACCGCUAAAACAUUAUUGUUCCUCGUAUUCUCGAGCGACCUUAUCUUUGGUUCUUGAACAAACAAGGGAGGGAGAAUAUUAAGGGCAGUGCUCAAAGUGGAUUUGUCUUAGUACUGAUACUAACCCGAGCACUUUAUUCGAAUUGACCUGGAUUUUUAUUUAUUUUUUAUUCUAAUCUAUGUAAUCGGAUAAAUCCAAUUUCGUCUACAACAAGACGCCUGUAAAGCAUUGACGAUGUUAUUUAUUUAUUUAAAAUCUUGCUUCAAACAUUUAAACUUGCUAUAAGUUUUGUAUGACGUUACAAAUAUUUGUGAUUUGUUUUUUGAAGGGAAGACUAACUGCAACGUCACAGAAGUAUAUAUAAAGGUGGUUUGCCUUUUCAGCAAGUUUGAGCACAAUUAACGUUGUUGUGAAAAAAACAAAAACGUUUGUAUGGUUUGGGAAUGAGACGUACUGGAAUUACACGGACAAUGCUAAUGUGGGGAAGGAGGAACCGAAAAAAACUAUUCCUUCUCGCAGCGUUUGCGAUUGGGUGUAUAAUCUUUCAGAGGAAUACUGUCAAGGACUUGGGGGAUGCUCCUGCAAAGAGGGAUGUAGAUGGAAAUGGACAUUUGGUUCAAGGAGACGAACUCGAGAGAUUAAAAAAACCGGUGUACGAAAAACCUCCACUGGACCUUAAUAACCUGGGUGAGAUGGGGACACCUGUAAUACUGAAUUUAGAAGGAGAGGAAAAAAAGAAAGAAGAGGCGAGCAUUCAAAAGCAUCAGAUUAAUAUUUAUGUAAGCGAAAAGAUAUCUCUGCACCGCAGGUUGCCAGAGAGAUGGAAUCCUCUGUGCAAAGAGAAACAGUAUGAUUAUCGCAGUCUGCCAACUACAUCUGUUGUAAUAGCAUUUUACAAUGAAGCCUGGUCCACUUUGCUACGCACAGUGCACAGUGUGCUGGAGACCUCUCCGGAUAUCCUGCUCAGGGAAGUCAUUCUGGUCGACGACUACAGUGAUAGAGAACAUUUAAAGCAGCCUCUAGAAGACUACAUUUCUUCCCUGAGGAAAGUGCGUCUGGUUCGGGCAAGGAAGAGAGAAGGGCUGGUCAGAGCUCGGUUGCUAGGCGCUUCAGUAGCGACGGGGGAUGUGUUGACGUUCCUAGACUGUCACUGUGAGUCUCACGAAGGCUGGUUGGAGCCACUGCUUGAGAGAAUAAAGGAAGAGGAGACGGCAGUAGUGUGCCCAGUGAUCGAUGUGAUUGACUGGAAUACCUUCGAGUACCUGGGGAACUCUGGGGAGCCCCAUAUUGGAGGAUUUGACUGGAGGCUGGUCUUCACCUGGCACGUGGUCCCAGAACGUGAGCAGAAACUAAGAAGAUCACCCAUUGAUGUCAUCAGGUCUCCUACUAUGGCUGGAGGCUUGUUUGCCAUCAGGAAGAAGUAUUUUGAGUAUCUGGGUACCUACGAUACAGGAAUGGAAGUCUGGGGAGGAGAGAACCUGGAAUUCUCCUUCAGGAUCUGGCAGUGUGGCGGAAGCUUGGAGAUCCAUCCUUGUUCUCAUGUAGGCCAUGUGUUCCCCAAAAAAGCCCCCUAUUCCCGGAGCAAGGCUUUGGCUAACAGUGUCCGCGCUGCAGAGGUGUGGUUGGGUUCCUACAAAGAGCUCUAUUACCACAGGAACCCCCACGCUCGCCUGGAGCCAUUCGGGGAUGUAACUGAGAGAUUAGAACUCAAAGAGAAACUAGGAUGUAAAGAUUUUAAGUGGUACUUAGAAAAUAUUUACCCAGAUAUCCACGUCCCAGAAGACCGACCAGGGUUGUUUGGCAUGCUUCAGAACAAAGGGAUGGUGAACUACUGUUUUGACUAUAACCCACCUAAUAAUCAGAACAUUGCUGGUCAGAGAGUUUUCCUGUAUCAUUGUCAUGGCAUGGGGCAGAACCAGUUCUUUGAAUACUCGACUUACAACGAGAUCCGGUAUAACACCCGGGAGCCAGCCGGCUGUGUCGCAGUGAAUUCUGGGACGGAUUACUUGACAAUGCAGCCGUGCAGAAAAACUGCGCAGGCUGUCCCAGAGGAUCAGAAGUUUACCUUAAGAGAGGAUAGCACCUUAUACCACAUCCAGACCAAGAAGUGUGUGCAAGCUGUCAAUAAGUCAUACAAAGGUAGCCCAGCUCCUGUGUUGCAGCCCUGCACGGAUUCCGACUUGCAGAAAUGGUUUUUCCAGGAGAGAACAUAACAAGGACUCCUCUUGCAAACAAAUGUGUGCCCAGAGGAACUACAUCCUGUUGCUGUUUGGUUUGUAUACAUGAAAUGGCAGCUCCAGUCUUUGUUGUUUUAUAUUUGUAUUGUUGUUUUUGUUUUAUUUCACGCUUUUUUCAUUCCCGUGCAGCUUGCUGAAUUAGUAAAGGGAUAUGGAGUAUUCAUCUUCAGCAGAGCUAGUUCUGCUUGUUAUGUUGGUAGCAAGUGCCAUUCAUUUUCAGUUAACCAAUUUUGGGGUUGGCAAUGGGGAACGGGUUAGAAUAGUCUAAUAUAAUAGUAUAAUAGAGUUGAAUCUCUAUGCAAAUCUUCUGUGCUGUCAGUCCAGCCCCUGUCACGGGCACUUCUAAUUUGUAAAAAUAAUUAUUAUUUAUUUAGUUAUUUAGCAGAUGCCUUUUUCCAAGGCGACUUACAGAGACUAGGGUGUGUGAACUAUGCAUCAGCUGCAGAGUCACUUACAAUUACGUCUCACCCGAUAGACGGAGCACAAGGAGGUUAAGUGACUUGCUCAGGGUCACACAAUGAGUCAGUGGCUGAGGUAGGAUUUGAACCAGGGACCUCCUGGUUACAAGCCCUUUUCUUUAACCACUGGACCACACAGCAUCCUAGGGUGUGUGGUCCAAUUAGGGUGAACUUUAUUAUGUCUACUUGCUACUGUACUGGGUCCAAUUUCCGUUCUGUUUCCACCAUUAGAACGUUUGGCACUAUUUGUGUUGUCCUGCUGUUUUAAGGAACAGUUCACAUUGAAAGCAUCUGGUUAAAAAAAGAACAAAUUGGGCACCAGUGUGGACCUAAAUGACCCAGAUAAAGAUAUAGUUGCUUUUAUAGUACACACUAUUGAACUGUGACUGAAAGUACUGUAAUUGCACUUUUUAGGUCUCCAGUUAUCUUAACCCAGGGGUCUCUAACCCUGGUCCUAGAGAACCACAGGGUCUUCUGGUUUUCAUUCCAACCAAUUUCUCAAUUACUAAUUGAACCAGUUAUUGGCUUAAUUAGUCAGGAUUAACAUGUUCCAGAUCUUUAGCCACCUAUAAAACCUGCAGGAUUGGGGCUGUCCAGGCCCAGGUUUGGAGACCCCUGUCUUCACCUCAUCCCUAUAAUGUGAUGUCACAGACCCCAUCUGACCCCUACUGAAUACAAACACUGGAAGUUCUCAGUAGGUUCAUUUAAGGAGAAUCAAAGCAUGAACACCUUAAAGAUGAUUUAUUUCAGCCACAGGUUGAUGACGACGACGAUGAUGAUGUUGAUAGUAACAAUAAUAAUAAUUUGAGUCAUGUAUCAUUUCUUGUAAUGGUAUCUGGUCGAAAUGGUGUGGAAUAAUCACCAGGUGUACCAAUGCAGCAAUUUGAUGUGCUUUGCAUUUAUGAAUUGUAUUAUACUAUACUGUCAAAUCAUUGUUUUCACAGGACAUGUCCAGUUGUCAUUUGAUCAGUUAGAUGGGACAGAGGCACAAGGUGGUAAAGAACUUACUUCUAUUGAAUUUCAUAAUUGUGCCUAGCAAAACACAUAAAGGGGAUAUAAUACAGUCCUGUCAUUUUUAGGGUGUGACAUUAUGAAUUGUGUAUACAAUUAUCCUGCAUGGCCACCAUGCAAUCUUAAUGUGUUUUUUUUUAUUAUUUUAUUUUAUUUUAUUUUAAUGUAUGUGAUAUUUUAAGCAGAUGCUUUGUAUAGUCACAAAAUGAAUUGUCACUGCCCGUGAUUAUUUUUGAUUACAUUUCAAAUCAGAUCAGAUGUAUUUCGAUGAUAAAACUUGUUAAUCAUGAACACACAUGCAAUGUCCAUAAGCAUCUCUAAAGUCAUGACUUCUAGUUCUCAACAUAAAAUACUGGCAUCAUAAAGCUCUUAAACCUGAUAUACUGCGGGGUAUAAGUGGGAGAUAAACAGGUGAUGGUAUUUAAAUAAUUUAAAAAAGACUCGUUGAGCUUUUUGAAGUACAUUUCUUGCAAUACAGCAAUCGUUUGUUAUUUUUGAAUCUGUGCUCUUGUUUGAUGUAAUGUGAACCUCAGUUUGUAUCUGAAGGGUCUGUUUUCUACACUGUUAUCUUUUCUUUUUUAAAACACACCUCCAACUGAACUCAAUGCUUCUUAACUCAUCCUGCAAACAAAUCAUUCUAUGAAUCUUUUUAUAUUUAAGUGAGGAUACUUGACUCGAGAAGCAAACAGGAAAGACACAACAGGAAACUCAAGUGUGAUUUGAAGCCGUUUUGCUGUGAUAUUUAUAGUUUUGUGUUUUGAAGUGGCCUUUACUGAGGUUCAGUACUUAAGCUUAACUAAAAAAAAUAUAUUUUUAAAUAUCUGAAAUUGUUUUUAUUGGGUAAUGCAUGCAAAGACUAAAAUAAUCUACAGAUUUUAUUUUCUUCUAAACAGUGUUUCUUAGGUACUGUUUAGACAAUAGGGAACUUAUUUAGAUUUGGUGGUUUUUACAAAGACUAAUUUAAUUUUUAAAUUUGAAUAAAAAUGAAUU